Molecule: messenger RNA, 1334 nt
Organism: Effrenium voratum
Lineage: Eukaryota; Dinophyceae; Suessiales; Symbiodiniaceae
Source: the annotation of a GenBank genome assembly
ACAAGAGGCGAGCACAUGUAAACCUGAAAGCCGUUCUCUUCGUUCUCUUCAGGUGACAAACGAAGGUUCCCAUAAGUGUACCAACGGCUUCCGCAAUAUUGACAUAGCGGCUCGCCAGCGGAUGCCGCAUGCCGCCAAAGCUGGUGUUGAAACGAGACCCUGGCAUUACAUUAGAGACGCUUCACGAAGACGACCAUGUGCUGGCCAUCUCAAAGCCAUUCGGUGUUCUGGCUCACCCUUCCCCAGGAUUUUGGCACAAGGGCACCAUGGCGCACGCGUUGGUUGAGAGAGUGCCUGAGGAGAUGCUACAGGAAAGAGGAAAUCACAACGAGUGGGACAGCUUCAUUCCGCGUUGCAUUGUGCACCGGUUGGAUGCUGGAACCACAGGCGUCAUGGUAAUUGCCAAGAGCCCUUUGGCAGAGAAGGGGUUGACAGCCCAGCUGCGAGCCGCCGACAUGCUGUGGGGCCAUAGCUCCGGCAAGAAGGUGUAUGUUGCAGUGCUGUUGGGGCACCCUGGAGGUUCACAGUCCUGCAUCACGGCUCUCGGCAAGAUUGGCCGAAACCCUCAAAAUCCAAAGGUCUGGGCUGUCACAGCGGAUGGCAAGCCCGCGAAGACGGUCUUUCGGGUCCAUGCCUUCAGCAAGAAGCAUGGGCUGUCACUGGUCACGGCAGAAAUCUUUACAGGGCGCACGCAUCAGAUUCGGGUGCAUGCUGCUCACUUGGGGUCCCCAGUUGCCAACGACCAUCUCUACACCCAGAAACGAUUCGAACUUCCGUCGCUUGGGCGGCUGCCGGAGCGCCGGCAGCUGCUACAUGCCUGGCUGCUCGAUUUGGAGCACCCGGACACUCAAAGGCGCAUCCUGCUGCGGGCUGCCCUGCCACCGGACAUGGCCGGUGUAGUCCAGAGAGUGUGGCCGGAGCUGUCGCUGGAUCCAGCAGCGUGGCCUGGGAUGCUCGCCAGGUUCCAGAGCCAGCAGAGCGUUCAGAGGUUGACGGACGUGGAGGUGCGCUGCAUGGCCUGGUGGGAUGCCUCCCCAGAAGGGCGGGCUUGGCUCCGGGACCGCGAUGCCUGGCUGAAGCGCAAGCGGGACGACUGCGACGGCGACCCGAAGCAACGCGGGAAAAACAAGCGGAACCACAGGAAUCCGAGCCCGGGCGGACGCGACCCCUCGGUCUUUCCACGGUGCGAGGAGGGGGAGGAGGAGGUGGGCCAUGGUCAUCUGGUUGAAGCUGGCAGGGCUUCGGAGUCCAGUGAGCGGCGUGAGGCUAGUAGAGGUGCCGGAAAGCCUCGGAAGAGUGUGGUGACCUUUGCGUUCAGCGUGGAUGAGGCCUGA